Molecule: messenger RNA, 727 nt
Organism: Hydra vulgaris (swiftwater hydra)
Lineage: Eukaryota; Metazoa; Cnidaria; Hydrozoa; Anthoathecata; Hydridae
Product: small ribosomal subunit protein eS10
Cellular component (GO): cytosolic small ribosomal subunit
Molecular function (GO): RNA binding; structural constituent of ribosome
Source: RefSeq, a predicted model, not a curated record
AAGUAGGAACCUUGUUUUAUCUGAAAUUAUCUAGCCAAUUGCGAGGGCUCGCGUUACUUUUAUGAAGUUUAUGAAUUCCUUUUUGUCCAUGGUUUAAAAUAUUUUUUAUUUGUUAAACAAUCUGACAAAAACUUGAAAGUUAAAGUAGGGAAAUAAUGUACUAUAAAGUUUGUUCCCCUUUACUAAGAUCUAGGCCGGAUUUUUUUCGGUUAUUGUUAUAAAGGAUGAUUAUUCCUAAAAAGAAUCGACAUGCCAUAUACGAGGCUUUAUUCAAGGAUGGAGUUCUGGUUGCCAUUAAAGAUUUUAAUUCACCAAAACAUUGUGAACUAGAAAAGAUAAGAAACUUAGAAGUUAUUAAAGCCAUGCAGUCGCUAAAAUCGCGUGGUUAUGUACGUGAAAAUUUUGCUUGGAGGCAUUAUUAUUGGUAUCUUACUAAUGAAGGAAUUCAAUAUCUUCGUGAUUACUUACAUCUCCCACCUGAAAUUGUUCCUGCUACUCUGAGAAAAAGUACUAAAGCUGCAGAAUCUGUAAAACCAUGGGCGAAAGGAGGUGAUCAACGUUCUUCUGGUCCUCGAGACACAGAUAGAGAAAGUUAUAGACGGGAUGCUGGUGCAGCUGAAAAAGGCGGCGCAGGAUCUGAUUUUAAACCAGAAUUUCGUGCUGGAUUUGGCAUCGGUCGUGGGUUUGGUGCUCCACCGUCAUAAACUCAAUAAAAUUAAUAAAAUUA